Linum tenue is the source of this 2644-nucleotide messenger RNA. Lineage: Eukaryota; Viridiplantae; Streptophyta; Magnoliopsida; Malpighiales; Linaceae. The record is from the annotation of a GenBank genome assembly.
CAACAGUUACAAUCAUGGCAUUGGGCAGCUAUGGGGCAAAGGGGACCGUUUUUGGUCCCAUUUUAAAUUGGCAACUAGUGUAAUGGCACGCUCAUUUACUAACGUGGAAGGAAAGAAGGAGCCAAUAAUUGAUAUUGAAAAUUCAACCAGAAAACCAACCCACUUGUGGCUGGUGUGUUGUGCUUAAAACCAGGUAGUUGUAGUUGUGUUCUUCCUUCCUGUGAGGAAGCUAGACCAGCCGACAGCUUCUCCACAGUUGCUGCUGCUGCUGAAUUGUAUAUACAUAACAGCAGUACGAGCCAAAGAGGAGGAGGAAGAAGAAGAUCCUUCUUUCAUCGGAUCCGCUUGAGAAAGAGAUCGAGGUGGAAUAAUAAGAGGGGACCGAAUCAUCAACUUGCUUGCGCGCGCCUUUUUUUCCCUCAACUACUCCCGGCCUUUUCGCCUAAUCCCCAAAUUGUUUUUCUUCUCCUUGGCGAGUUUAUCGGAUCUGGAAAAAAAUUCCGUUAAUCGAAUUAUUCUUUUUCCCCUCUUUUUCCUUUUCUUUUCUUUCCAAUUUCCAUCUCUUUUCUCCGCCAUUUCCCCCAAAAGAGAAAGCCUCGCCAUUGUUGCGGUGUCGAGAGCUCCCCACUUUUCCCCGGUCGGCUCUCGAUCCGCCUGAGCACAUAUCCCCGGCGGCCGGAGUAGGGUCAGAUUAAAGGGGAGGGGAAGGAGGAGAAGAGGAAAGUGGAGGUGGAAGGGUUGGAGGAGGAAGGGGAGGAGAGGAGUCGUCGCCGUUGACCACCAUGGAAAACAUUGCGUCGCAGCUGAAGCGGGGGAUAUCGCGGCAGUUCUCCACCGGCUCGCUGCGGAGGACGUUCAGCCGGCAGCUGUCGCGGCAGUCGUCGUUCGAGCCGCGGCGGAACAACAUGCGGUUCAGCUUCGGGCGGCAGUCGUCGCUGGAUCCCAUACGGCGGAGCCCGAUCAAGGAGGAGCUGCUGGCGGUCCCGGAGAACUUGGACUGCACGAUGCAGCUGUUGUUCAUGGCGUCCCGCGGCGACGCGCGAGGGGUCGAGGAUUUGCUGAACGAAGGGAUUGAUGUCAACAGCAUCGACCUCGACGGGAGGACCGCGCUCCACAUUGCCGCCUGCGAGGGACACGCCGAGGUCGUAAAGCUUUUGCUCAGUCGGAGGGCCAAUAUCGACGCUCGCGAUCGCUGGGGGAGCACUGCUUGUGCUGAUGCUAAGUUCUACGGGAAUGUAGAGAUUUACAACAUUCUGAAAGCUCGAGGGGCCAAAGUUCCGAAAACCAGGAAGACGCCAAUGGCUGUAGCAAAUCCUCGAGAAGUACCCGAGUACGAACUUAAUCCACUAGAACUUCAAGGUACAUAUCAAGUGGCUAAGUGGAAUGGUACAAAGGUUGCAGUAAAGAUACUUGACAAGGAUUGCUACACGGAUCCUGAAAGCAUAUGCGCAUUCAAAAAUGAAUUGACCUUAUUAGAGAAGGUUCGACAUCCAAACGUGGUUCAGUUUGUUGGAGCAGUUACCCAAAAUAUACCAAUGAUGAUAGUUAUAGAGUAUCAACCAAGAGGAGACUUGGGAAGUUAUCUUCAAAAGAAAGGUGCCAGAAACAUUAUGCUGGAUAGUGGGGGUCAUUUGAAGGUUUCUGGGUUUGGUUUGAUAAAGCUGUCCCUAAUUUCACUUGACAAAGCUAAAGUUGCGUCAGGAUCUUUAUUGGACCCCUCAAAUGUAUAUAUGGCACCUGAAGUUUACAGAGAUGAAAUUUUCGACAGGACUGUGGAUGCUUACUCUUUUGGUGUUAUGUUAUAUGAGAUGAUCGAGGGAGCGUACCCAUUCUAUCCCAAGCCUCUUGAAGAGGCUGUUAAAUUGAUGGGUAUUGAGAAGAACAGACCUGCGUUUAAGCUCAAGUCCAGACAUUAUCCUCCUGAUAUGAAAGAAUUGAUUGAUGAAUGCUGGCAUCCAGAACCAGUUGCCAGGCCAACGUUUUCUGAGAUAAUCGUGCGGCUGGACAGAAUAGUUGCACACUGUUCGAAGAAUGGCCGGUGGAAAGAUACUUUCAAGCUACCCUGGAAAUAAGAGGAAAGAGGAUUGGUUAGUAGGGGGUAAACGGUGUAAGAACGCAAUGGUGAAUGAGCUGACAUUGAGGGAAAGAAAGUGGGGAAGAAAGCUUCAUGUACUACAAGGCCAUGGGUAUAUAUAUAAGUUCUAGUGAGACGGUGGAUGUUCGACCCGAGCGAGGAAAAGAGACCUGCAGCAAAGCUGCAUUUCAAGUUCAAACUGCAUUCCGUUUGUAAUCAGAAGAUUUGCUUACAUAAAGAAUUCACAUCGUUAUGUAAAAAAAGAAGGAAAAACAUGGCCAUUGUUGUAAAAUGUGUUCUUGUGAUAAUAGGGAAAAAGGGGAGUUCUGAUGGUGGCAGACUGGCAGUGAUAUGUUUUGUGCUGAUUCAACCUCAUUUUACUAUAGUUUGAGAAAUAUCACGAAACCUACAAGGUGUUCUGGUACGGGAAGACUCUACGACGGUCAAUUAGAUAUAGGAGUCUUCGUUUAGAAUGCUACAUAAUAGUUAAAAUUAUCGAUUCUUGAUACACUUAAGUGGACUUUGUUAAGGUCGACGAAUUCGUUACCUGUGAAUGGAUCUCAAGUCCUC